This is a messenger RNA of Adineta steineri, 780 nucleotides long. The record is from the annotation of a GenBank genome assembly. NCBI's taxonomy places the organism in Eukaryota, Metazoa, Rotifera, Eurotatoria, Adinetida, Adinetidae.
AUGGUUCGUGAAGCUGAUAUAUUAUCAAGUCCAAGUUGUUCAAUUGAUCAUAUUGCAACAAAACUUGCUGCAAAUAAUGGUAUACAAGUUGAAGAAUUAUUAUCCAAAGAUGAUUUAACAUUUAAACAUCGUUCAAGUACAACAACAACCGAUGAUGAAUCAGGUUUUGCUGAAUCUUUAUCAACAUCAUCGCGAACAUCACCUACUCCAUCAUGUACUGAAGAUGAUUAUGAAUUAGCAUCCACAUUAACUGAUGAAAGUAAAAAAGAAUUUUGUUCGGAUAUGUGUUUAGUAUUUCAUGCUGAAUUUCAAUUAACAUUUGGUCGUUAUUUUACAUCUGAUCAUUGGAUAUUAAUGCCAAUGAGUAUAGAUGGUACAUGUAAAUUACCAUCAGAUGCAUUAUGUGAUGUUGAAAUAGCCAAAGUACGUUUUGAAUGUGAUUCAUGUGGACAUUGUUGGACAUCAAUGCGUGGACAAAUAUCAUUUUUCUAUGAUUGUAAAUCUCAUAUACUUUAUUUCAAAUUAUUUACACAAAACUGUGAUCGUUGUAAUGAUGUAUGUACACCAUUAUGGUACCCAGAAGAAGUAUGUCGUGUUAUGAGAAAUGUCUUUGUUAUUGUUAAUGAACAUGAAUAUCCAAAUGUAACAACAUCAAUUAAAUCAAAUCAUUAUCGUCGUGUUGGAAAUCCAAAAGGACAACAUCACGGUUGUGAAUCAUGUCGUGAUGGUGUUUGUGUUGCUUUAGCUGCACAACAACUAGGAUGUAAACUUGUUAAAUAA